ACCAGCUGCGUGGAAUGUCCUCGAGCGCCAAGCGGCUGGUGCAGUCGCUACGUGGCCGCAGCAGCAGCAGCUCGGGUUGCGGAGGUGGCGGUAGGAGCGGCUCGGCGCGAUCGGACUCCCGGACGAGCGAGGGCUGCGGCGGCGCGGUGGCCAGCACGAGCGCGACCCGGCUCUUCCACUGCGACAGCGGCCACGAGCUCGACGAGAUAUCGGUGAUCGCCCGCGGCUCCGAGGAUCUCGCCGUGACACCGACUACGCCCUACCACUGCAGCGCCUCGGGUGGCCCGAGCGCUGGCAGCAGUGCCGCGGCCAUCAGGUAUGGCAGCGGACAGACCUUGUACAGCAUCGCGGGCUCGGUACCGCCCGCGCCAACUGUACCCUGCCGGGUCGCCACGAGUGGCAUCGUGACAUCUGGAGUGGGCAUCGUGGGCGGUGGUGAUCCACGGUAUCGGGCGACGCACGUGCGAGGCGAUGAAGACGCCAAGAGCAUGGAAAAUGUUUCAUCGAGGAGCGCGAUGCCGUCGAAGCCCAACCUCUUCGAUUACGUGAGCAACAAGCUCUCGGGUCGGCACACGCCCACUCAUCAUUACUUUCACCAUCAGCAGCAGCGCUACUUCAGCUCGUCUCGGGACUCACUGCAGGGUGGCUACGUGAACCGCGGUGCGAGCGAGCUCGACCUGAGUCACAAGUCCCGGCGCAAGGACCACCCGAGGGGCCGCUUCAAGUUAAAUGCCGUGACGCCCGGCAGAGCCGGCACGCCUUCCCACCUCCACACCCCGGCGUCCAUCAACCAUCUCAGCAGCAGUGGCGUCUGCAAUGGCACCGAAACUGCUGUUGAACACUUCAGGCGCUACACGGUGCAGCAACAGCAGCAGCAGCGGGGCAGCCGGGGCUACCCGGGCCAGUCGGGCUCGAGGGGCUUCAAGACCGGAGCACCCAACUGGUCGUUCGUCUUCGACCCCGCGGGCCGGCUCUGUUACUACUGGUCGAUGGUCGUCUCGCUGGCCUUCCUCUACAACUUCUGGGUCAUUAUCUACAGGUUCGCCUUCCAGGAGAUCAAUGGGGAGACGAUAGUGGUGUGGUUUUGCCUCGACUACCUGUCGGAUUUCCUCUACCUGAUAGACAUAGUGUUUCACUUUCGCACGGGUUACCUCGAGGACGGCGUCCUGCAGACCGACGCCACGAAACUGCGCACCCACUACAUGAACAGCACGACUUUUUACAUAGACUGCCUGUGCCUCCUGCCCCUCGACUGUUUGUACUUAUCUAUAGGAUUUAACAGUAUACUCCGAAGUUUUAGGCUCGUUAAAAUAUACCGGUUUUGGGCGUUCAUGGAUCGGACCGAGCGACACACGAAUUACCCGAAUUUGUUUCGCUCGGGCUCGCUGAUUCAUUACUUGCUGGUGAUAUUUCACUGGAACGGGUGCCUCUAUCACAUUAUUUCUAAGAACAACGGUUUCGGGAGCAAGAACUGGGUCUUUGACGAUUCCGAGACGGCGGACGUCGUCAAGCAAUACCUGCAGAGUUACUACUGGUGCACCUUGGCUCUCACGACCAUCGGGGAUCUGCCAAGGCCGAGGAGUAAGGGCGAGUACGUGUACGUGAUAGUGCAGCUGCUCUUCGGGCUGUUGCUGUUCGCUACGGUGCUCGGUCACGUGGCCAACAUCGUCACUUCGGUCAGCGCGGCCAGGAAGGAGUUUCAGGCCAAAUUGGACGGCGUCAAGACUUACAUGAGGAUGAGGAGGGUGCCGAAUCAUUUGCAGGUCAAGGUCAUCAAGUGGUUCGAUUACCUCUGGCUGACGCAAAAGUGCUCGGACGAGGAGAAGGCUGUUAGCUGUUUGCCAGACAAGUUGAAGGCGGAAAUAGCGAUAAACGUGCACCUCGACACGCUCAAGAGGGUCGAGAUUUUUCAAAACACGGAGGCCGGCUUUCUAUGCGAGCUCGUGCUGAGGCUGCGCCCGGUACUCUUCUCACCUGGGGACUACAUAUGCCGGAAAGGUGAGGUCGGCAAGGAGAUGUACAUAGUGAAUCGUGGUAGACUACAGGUGGUGGCGGACAACGGGAAAACGGUGCUGGCCACCUUAAAGGCCGGCUCGUACUUCGGCGAGAUCAGCAUUCUCAAUAUGGGGACCGCAGGUAAAGAGUGCGCGGCAAUGGGCAGAUGUCAGAGCACACCAGGUUUGGUGGAAUCCAGGGACCGUGUGCCCCUGGAGGAGAUGGUCGUAUCGUCGUUGGAUGCACGCCCGACGACGCGAUCCCUCUUCUCGCCGAGCCCGAGUCCCCGAGGUCCACUGCGGCCCAUCACACCGGCCACCCUCCAGACCAGCGGCACGAGAAUGAUGACGAUGACGACGUCGCUGUCAACAAGCCCCGCCGCGACUCAACAACAGGACGACCACCAGCACAGGCCCAGCCAAUCCAGCCCCGCGAGUGGGACCAGCAGCCGAAGGAGCAGCGAGGAUGCGACCACCAGAGCAGCGGCUCACUUGGCUGCCGGGACCGGACAGUUUUCUACAGGACGACAGUCCACGCACUCGGGAGUGUCUUGCAACAGCAUGACGCAACUGGUGAGCGAGGGAACGACGCCACUGUACGGUCACGAGCCCCUGCUGGCUGAGAUAAAAUACCUGAGGAAUAGACUGGUGUGCCUCGAGUCGGAGAACGCGACGAUGAGCGAGAUGCUGAGCAAAAAACAGUCGGAGGUGGAGUCGAGGCUGGCCGAGAUCGAGAUGCAGAUAUGCGGGGGCAGCUCGACCUCGAGCAUCGAGGACGUCGAGCGCAACAGGGAGAGCAUCAUUUAACGAGAGACCGGGCCGCGUGCUGAGCGCGGCAACUCGCGGCUCGAGCGGAUACGCCGAUAUCUGCAGGAGCACGGGCAAGAGGAGCAGCAGCAACAACAAAAACACCAGCAGCCAGUGGGUCUGGAUGUGACUAGCGACACCAAGUCGAUCGGGA
Molecule: messenger RNA, 2955 nt
Organism: Copidosoma floridanum
Lineage: Eukaryota; Metazoa; Arthropoda; Insecta; Hymenoptera; Encyrtidae
Biological process (GO): monoatomic cation transmembrane transport
Cellular component (GO): plasma membrane; intracellular cyclic nucleotide activated cation channel complex
Molecular function (GO): cGMP binding; intracellularly cGMP-activated cation channel activity; protein-containing complex binding
Source: RefSeq, a predicted model, not a curated record